ACUUCCGGGGCGGCCAUUUUGGGCGGUCCGUGGCCGGUCGGUGCGGCGGGGGCGGGUUCGGGUUCGGCCCGGGCUGCGGGGCUGUGACAGAGACCGUGACAAGGGCCGUGACAGCGGCCGUGACAGCGGCCGGGGACGGGGGACACCUGCGCUGGGCACUGUUGGGGCGCCGCUGCAGGAGCAGAGCCGCCGCCAGGGCUGAACGGCCGCCCGGGGACCGCAGGGCCCGCCUGCCCCCGCCAUGUCGGACUUCGAUAGCAACCCGUUCGCCGACCCGGACCUCAACAACCCCUUCAAGGAUCCUUCUGUUACACAAGUGACAAGAAAUGUUCCUCCAGGGCUUGAUGAGUACAAUCCGUUCUCUGAUUCAAGAACAGCUCCUCCAGGAAAUGUGAAAAUGCCUAAUGUACCCAGUACCCAGCCAGCAAUAAUGAAACCAACAGAAGAACCAUCUUCCUACACACAGAUAGCAAAGGAGCAUGCCUUGGCCCAGGCAGAACUGCUAAAGCGUCAAGAAGAACUGGAAAGAAAAGCAGCUGAACUAGAUCGCAGAGAAAGGGAAAUGCAGAGUCUCAAUCAGCAAGGAGGCAGAAAAAAUAACUGGCCACCUCUUCCUGAGAAUUUUCCUGUAGGUCCUUGUUUUUACCAGGAUUUUUCAGUAGACAUUCCAGUAGAAUUCCAGAAGACAGUAAAGAUUAUGUACUAUCUGUGGAUGUUCGAUACAGUGACACUAUUUCUUAAUAUCUUUGGAUGUUUGGCCUGGUUUUAUGUUGAUGCUUCACGAGGAGUUGAUUUUGGAUUGAGUAUUCUCUGGUUCUUGCUUUUUACUCCUUGUUCUUUUGUCUGCUGGUACAGACCACUUUAUGGAGCUUUCAGGAGUGACAGUUCAUUCAGGUUCUUUGUGUUCUUCUUUGUAUAUAUCUGUCAGUUUGCUGUACAUGUACUUCAAGCUGCAGGAUUUCAAAGAUGGGGAAAUUGUGGGUGGAUUUCAUCUCUUACUGGACUUAAUAAGAGUAUUCCUGUUGGCAUUAUGAUGAUAAUCAUAGCUGCACUUUUCACAGCAUCUGCUGUUAUCUCACUAGUUAUGUUUAAAAAGGUGCACGGGCUCUACCGCACAACUGGUGCGAGCUUUGAGAAAGCGCAGCAGGAGUUUGCCACAGGAGUGAUGUCCAACAAAACUGUUCAAACUGCUGCGGCCAAUGCUGCCUCGACAGCGGCCACCAGUGCAGCUCAAAAUGCAUUCAAGGGGAACCGAAUGUAGGGAAACAAAAUCACCACGGUUCUCUUCAACGGUUCUUUAUUUUCCAGUCACUUACCAUGUUCCCUAAAUGCCUACAUCAAAAUUCACACAGCAUGUUUGUUUCUUCUGCAGAUAUGCAUGGGUUAAAUGGGAAAUGUUUGGUUUAUUUUAUUAUAAAUUUAUUUAUUUUAAGAAGAAGACCGUUCUUUUCUCUUUAACAUGUUGAAUUCUACAAUAUAAAGCUUUCCGUAUUUUAUUGGGGAUAAAUCAUUUCAACAACUGGCCUGAGAAUGAACUGCAGUGUACAAUGAUCAAAUCAAUGUAUUAAGAAUCUUAGGUUUUAUAGCAGUUCACUCCAGUACUUCAUUUUUAACUUCAGGAAAGCACUUCAGAUUGAUUAUUUUUCUUCACAAGAACUGAUUUCCCUAUUUCUAUCAUAAGAGAGAUGUAAAAAGUUAGGUUUGGCUACUGCUUUUGCAAUUUCAGCAGCUGUUAGAGGUCAAAUGCAAGUAAGGCAGAGAGUAUAAAUUCUUCUCUUGGUUUUUUUUGAGGAUAUGUCUUUUGAUAGAAACCUGAAAGUUUGCAUGAAUACUGUUGAGUUAACCUGAUCUUGUUUAAGUAGUGUUUUGGUCCAGAAUUUACCUGCGCCACUUUAUAGCAUUUGUUUAUAUCUAUUUCCAUGGAGUAUUCUCUACCUGUGAGAAAUUACUAUGGAGCAUAAAUAUUUUCUGUAAUAGAAUGUGUAAUAAUGCAGUGUACAGUUUAAGGAAGUUAACUGGGGAUUUCAAUCACAAAGCUACAUGAUUACAUAUUUGCUAUUUUUAACUUCAGUAUUCACAUAUCCCCUGUCCCUCUUCUAUUUGCAGUGGUAUUUUCAUUUUAUUUGGGAUUUUUUUUGUUAGUUUUUUGUUGGAGUUUUUUUUUCAAGUUUAGAUUUAUGUUUAACAGUGGUACUAAAUUUCUAGCCUGGACAGUCACUCUGUUUACUGCCUGUCCAAAACACUAUGUAUAAAGUAUUUAAUUUUCUAGCAGGAAUAUUGUGUAAAAUCAGGCUCUUUAAGCGAUGACAUUUAACAGAUACUUGAAUGAAUUUUAAUGUUAACUCAUCCAUCUCUGUGAUGUGAUUUAAGCUAUAGUAAAAAAGCUUUUAAACUUUUUGAUUUGGCAAAGGGAGAAAUGUUUAAUAAAGUUAACUCAUUGAACUGGAAGCCCAAGACCUUAGAUCAGUGCUGGGAAACUAACAAUUCCUCAUGUUACAUACCAUCACAAUAUUCUAGAUUAUAAUAUAAUCAGAUUUUUGUAUAGAGUGAGUUUCUCUCCUUUGAAGACCUUACAUGCUUGGAUUGCCUCAUGAGACUUGUAUACAAUACUUAGACAGUUUUUCAGACUCUCUAAUAGAAUGGAAAGAUGACAUCCUACAACCUGUGUAAGUACACACUUUGGCUGAAAUGAAUUCAGCUCUUAAGGUGAAUUAUCUUUAAUAACACAGCAUAAAGUUCUGAGGCCCUUCCAUGUUCUGAAUGUGAACUGAAUUUCAUAGAGSCUUUUUCACUACACUGUAUUCAUAAUAAUAGAAGCUCAUUAAAAAAACACUCCCCUAGCUUAAUCCCUGAAUCACUAAUAUAGUGUUAGCAUGAAUUCUCCUAUUAAUCUCCUUUCUUUUACUUAUUUCUUUAAACACAAUUUGAAUUUGAAUAAACGUCAUAGUUUCACCUAUGCUGAAGUUCAUAUUAAUGAAUAUACUUGCUUAAAUAUUCUAUGUAACAAGGCUGUUAAAAUGUCAUAAUAGUGGACAAGCUGACAUUUAACUUAAAUUUGUGUGGAAUGUUUUUAAAGCUUUCUAGAUGAAAGUCACUGUUCCCUGCUGAGAUUGGGGAYCAUCAUUCUAGCAACUGUAUAUCAAGAUUUUCUUUUCAUAUUUUAAACUUAACUUGAGGGUUGAAUCUAAGAACUCUACUAUGGAUUACUUUUUAAUCUAAAUUUAGGGAAUUCUUUUGGUAUCCCUUGGAAUAGGGAUAGGAAUAGCAGGGACAUCUUCCUUCCAAUUUAACUGAAGUUGAAGAUUGCAUAAUAACAUACAUUAGCAAAAAACAAACCCACACACAUUAGGAAUAAAAUCUGAAUUUGACUGUUAGAUUUUUUUCUCAAAUGUUUGAAGGUUUUUUGAGAAAACAUACGUAAUGUUCUGUGUAUAAGAAUUGUUGAUUUGUAUUAUCAUGGGUUGAAUGUACAGGUUUAAGCCUUCUGAGUGAAAUUCAGAGUUGUGUCACAUGUGAGUUCUUUAAACCAGAAAUUGCUGACACUUUGCAGCCCAGAAGGGAGGGAAAAGUUUGUUUAGCUUUGACAAUAGAAGGCUGAGAUUUGUUAAAACAUUUUAUAUCUAAAAACUAGAUUUUAAAAUCUCUUGUUAAUCAGAGUAUGGCGCCCACUUGAGUUGUCAUAUUGUAGUAUUGUGACAAACUGAGUACAAGUUAUGAAGUUUAAACACUGGAAUGUCAGUAGUCAUUGGUCUGUAAUUUAGGAGUUGUUUUAAUUUAUCUUAGGAUGUUUGUAUAUUUUGUAAAUUACUAACAAUGUUCUGCCAUCCUGGUGAUUGUCAUGGUUCAAAUGCACUUCUUCUGUCCCUCUGUUGCAUGUCUGGGUAGUUCAGAAGUUUUGUAUAUUUAUUGUAUUAACACAGUGUCAUAGAAUAAAAAAAUACUUUUUUCCUUAGUGUUCGCUCUGUAUAGUUUUGACCAAUAAUGGGGAUUUUUCUUCUAACAGUCAGGGUGAUGUGCAGGGAAGAUGAUUUAUGUAAAAGUCUGACUUGCUUUUUAUAAUUCUGUAUAUAGAUGCUGUAUUUCUGCUGAAAUGGUGUAGCAAAAUGUCCACUAUCAAUAAAUCUGGUUAAAGAGUAUUAUUCUACUCAACUGUUAUGAAGAAAAUUCUUAAAAUACUUGCAGCUUACCUUCUUGUGCUGUAAAUUCACAAGGGUUAAAAUUAAACAUGCUCUGUCAUGGCUGAAUGGAAUUCUACAGGUAUUAAGUGAAUCUUAAAACAUUAUUGAAAGUAAAAUGAAGUUGCUGAAAAAAACAUUGCUUUGGUAGUGUUCAUUUUCCUAAUUGAUGCCAAUGAAUUGGCAUUUCUGUGUCACUGUUGUGUCCUGCUUUUUUUUUUUUAAAGUUUUUAAAAAAACUUUUUUAGGCACGAUCAAACCUAUUCAUUUUUUUUUCCAUAUAAUGUCAGUUAUAGCACCUGCCCACUAGUACUCAUCUUUUUACUGGGUUUCCUUUGAAGAGCAGAAUGGCUUAAUCUAGACCAUUGUGCUGUAGUUAAGUUUGCAAAUGCAUGAUACAGAGAUCAUGCAUAUACAGAGAACAGUGAUCUGAGGUACACUCAGGAUUAUUUUGGGAGAUGGCAGAUGUGUUUUUGAAGACUCUUGCACACGCAUCAGUCAGUAUUGAAAUUGUUCAUCAGCUUGAUCUUUCUUUGUAAUUCAAAGAUCUAGGAUGGCAAAGAGAGCAGACUGAAGGAAGAAGUUUUGUACUUUCUUGUAAAUGUAAGCACGAUCGUGCCACAUGAUCGAGUCAUGCUUUGUGUUUAGAAUUAUUACAUGGUGUUAAUGCUCUUGAUGGGAGAUAGUUCCUCUGGUUUGCUGAGGCUUAUUUCCUCAAGAGAUUGUAAGCAUGGAGUUGGAAAGGCAUGCACACACUAGGAGAAAAGCAUGGGUUAAGAGAACUGUGAUUAAAAAUACUCAGUGAUACUUCAGGGAAGAUAUUUCUGUCAAGGAAAAGGCAUACACCUGGAGCAUUCUGGUUAUGAAUCCAGUAUAGGGCACAGUACCGGAUAAUUAAAACUGUUCAGUUUGACKCAGUUACACAUAUAUGUAUUUGUAAUUUUCCUACAAAUUUUAUGUCUGCAGGUAGCUUUUAUUCUCGUAAUUAGAAAACUCAGGAAGAUUUACAAAGGAAGUAGUGCAGAUCUCUUAGCUGAGCAGCAAAAGCCAGUGAAACUUUAUGCAAGCAUUAAACUAGAUACUGUGUCAUGUGAUACUGAGGAAAAAAGAAAAAAGACAUUGAUAAGGAAGUAUGACUUGUGGCUCAGGCUGCUGUAUGUUUUUCUGUAGAAAAAAAACAACUGUCCAGCAGUUUAAUGAAAGCAUAUGUAGCUCAACCAAAAUGUGCUUUUUGUUGGAUGAAAGUGAUUACAUCGAAGAGUUGUACUUUCAAUACAUUUAUUAUCUUUUAAUACACAUGGAGCUGUUAACAUUAGGUAAUGUGUGUGUAUAUAUAUAUAUAAAAUAAGUAUACUCUCCUGCUUUUGUGAGUGUUCCUUCGUGUUCGUGUUACAUUACACUCAGAUAUGAAGGCAAAUAGUAUAGAGAAGCUGCUGUUUAGAGUGUUGAGAAUACCAGGUUUUACUACUUUAUAUCCAUGAUUCAUGAAGGGAAACCUCCAGCCAGAGAGAUGGGAAAUGUUGAGGACUGAUUUAUAUUGAUCAAGUUGGAGGCUGUAUUAGUAAAAAUUGGGCUGGUGCAGGCCUGGAAACUAGGCUGACCUCAGUUACUUGAGGCUGUGCACUUGGCUUUCCUGCUCUGCGACUCUGUGCAGCUGGAGUUGGGUAGGCUACACUGGCUGGASCCCAGCCUAAUGUACACAACAGCUGCCUCUGACCACUGGUGCCUCCAUGGCAGCAGCUGCUCUGCCACUGGUGCAGCUGACAAUGCUGCAAGUAGAUUUUAUCAUGUUUAUAGCCUAAUUAAACAAUUGUGUGUAUCUGAGCUGUAAUCAUUGCUCACAUGCCAAAGCAUGGUUGUUUUUAAGUGCAGAGCUGUUCUCUUUGUUGUACCUGUAUUUUUUAGAGGAAUGCAGUUUGUUCUUUUUACAGGAGUGCAUGAUGCUUUAAAGGAAAAAAGCAUAUCCUGAAUUAGGAGUAGGGUCACACUUCUUGUUCAAGGGAAGAGAACAACUGGAAGAACCAAUUUUGUYAGAAAAUAUCUAAAUCACCUCUGAGAUAACUGAGUGCAACCUAUCACCUAUUAAUUUAAAUCGGUGAAUUCAUUAAAUUUGGAWUUUUUUUUCCUUUACCUUGGCCAGACCAAAUUACUGAUCCCACUGCAUCUGAGUGAUACCUUAACCAGUUAGUGAUUCCUACACUCUCAAAAUUCACUGAUACGAAGAUAUAAAUAAAAUAAAUGGCAUCRAUUUGAAAACAAACUUUCAGUGAAUCGCAGGACAAGACCCCAUCCUGGUAUUCCUGGCACUGUGAGACUGAUAAUAGACAUCUACUUUGUGAUUGCAUCACUGUUAUAAACCCAACUGGAGCUUGGGCACCAAGUUAUAGGAAUUGUAACAACACACACAAUUAGAGACUUGAACUCUGUGCUUAACUUUACUGAAAAAGGAAGGUAAUAUUUUUAGCUACUCCAAUCAGUAUGUCAUAAUUUCUUUAAGCAUUUUUUAUAUUGGUAAACGCUCUAUGUAUGUAUACCUGUUUUGUAAUUCAUAAACUUACAUGAUAGUGGUGCAUUCAGUGGCACCUGUCCCCUUACUUCUGGACUGUAGGUUUCUAAAGGUUCCAAGUUAGACGAGUAAUUAAACUACAUGUAAUUAAUUAUAUAUGAAUUUAAUAGAAGUGGAACAUAGCAACUGAGAAAUAAGUGACAUAUUGACUUUUCUUUAAAUUGCUGAAGCCUUGCUUCUCAUUCUGCUACGGACUGGCUUUGUAAUGUUUCUCUAGUUUUGUCAUGUCACAGUUGAAAGGUGCAACAUACUGUGGCAAACACCAUUUUAAAGGUCUGCAUGUGAUGAAGCAGUAUUUGUUUUACAACCAUUACUACCCCUUUCCAUCAGCAAGGAACUGCAGAGCUUUAGUUGCAAAAUGAAACACAUUUGUCAGAACUGUAUGCAAUUUGAAAGUCUCUUUAAUGCAACUGUAUUGUAUAACACAUAGUUACAAUUUCAGAUCACAUACUUUUGAUCAGUAAGCAGUAAUAAUUGUUAAAGUCAGAUGGGAAUCUGAAAUACAUCAUUGGACUGGGAUCUAAAAUGCUAUUAAAGCUGCAAUUAAAGCUCAACUUGGCUCAACUUGUCCAAUAUGUUGAAUUCAGGUAGUCAGACUCCUGUUAAAAGUUCAAAAACUCACAUUUAAUUGAUAUUUAGAUUAAAAAGAAGACAUUAGGUACAUCAUUCAUGCUAACAAAUGUACAUAGUGGUGAGUCAAGAACAGAAAAACAGUACCACAAAUAAACCAUGGCUCAAAACCUACUCUAGCUGGAUCGGUGCAGCCGCUCAUCCUAUACCGAGGAGCUGUGUAUGCGUUGCUGCCGUGCUCUGCUUUUGUUGGACUCURCCCUUUCCUUGAGGCAGGCACCAAUGCCCAUGGCUGUCAAGGAAGGCCUGAACUCCUCCAUUUACCACUAGGACAUGGGAAACUUGGGUAAGGGGGGGUUGGGGUAGCAAUGCAAAAUGGAAAUGAUUUGGCUGAAAAAAACCUCAAAAUCCAGAGAACUUUAUUGACUAAAAWAGAUAUAAAGCAAUAUAGACAACCCAGAAACAGCUCA
Messenger RNA from Malurus melanocephalus (red-backed fairy wren), 7781 nucleotides. It is a transcript of the gene SCAMP1, whose product is annotated as secretory carrier membrane protein 1. Gene Ontology annotation, cellular component: recycling endosome membrane; trans-Golgi network membrane. The transcript has 9 exons. Lineage: Eukaryota; Metazoa; Chordata; Aves; Passeriformes; Maluridae. Gene Ontology annotation, biological process: protein transport. The record is from RefSeq and is a predicted model, not a curated record. Bases 242 to 1261 code for a protein of 339 amino acids.